This is a messenger RNA of Hymenoscyphus albidus, 2069 nucleotides long. The record is from the annotation of a GenBank genome assembly. Lineage: Eukaryota; Fungi; Ascomycota; Leotiomycetes; Helotiales; Helotiaceae.
AUGCCGCUCUACAAAAUCAAAAUCACCAGUGCAGCAAUAGCGGGUUUCGCAUCCCAUUGGGGAUACUUCAUCCACGGGGCGCAUCAUAAAAGCGCCCCUACUCUUGCCUUGAUCUACGCUGCACUUGCCACAACCAAAUAUCUCCAUGAAUUGAUCUUAUACGAUUUCUCCAUAAUUCCAGCGUUCCAAGACUCUUUCGCAUUCAUCGCAGCAUAUGCCGGGGCACUUUUCAUUUCCAUGAGCGUUUAUCGAGUCUUCUUCCAUCGAACUCGUUCAUUCCCAGGUCCUUUUCUCUGUCGCGUCAGCAAGCUUUGGCAUUCCUGGAAAGUUCGCGACGGAACAAAUCACGUUUACUUGGAAAGCCUACAAAAGAAAUAUGGCACUUUUGUUCGAACUGGUAUAUUAUAAACUUCUUCCUACUAAACGCCAAUAAGCUAAAUUUGAUGAUCUAGGCCCGGCAGAAAUCACAGUUUUUACUGCUGCAGGUCUUGAGGCUGUCGACGGACCUGGAAAUACCUGCGUAAGGGGACACUGGGCUGAUGCUUUUCACCCAGAUCUAAAUAUCAUCAGUAUGAGAGAUCAAGGACAUCAUGAUAAUAGAAGACGCAUUUGGAAUUAUGCAUUUAGUGUUAAAGGUAUGUAUACAGGCAUGGAUAAAUUUGACGCUUGAGAGCUAAGUAGCUCGAUCAUGCUAAUCGUCGCCCUAGCACUUAAGAGCUUUGAGAAUCGGCUUAGAAGGCAUGGGGAACACAUGGACCAGUAUCUCCAGUCAGCGGACGGUCAGGCUGUCAAUUGUAACGAUCUUUUCAUAUGCUAUGCUUUUGACCUUAUGGGUGAUUUGUCGUUUGGAAAAUCUUACAAUAUGCUUAAUGGUGGAAACUGGCCAGACUCAAUUUUAAGAUUGCGCCAGUUCUUGCCUUUUUUCGGGCCUUUGAAUCAGUCCACAUGGCUGAUAAACCUGGGGCUGGGAAUCCCUGGUUGCUCCACCGACUGGAAAGCCUUCGUGUUGUAUUGCAAGCAAAUCAUGAAGGAAAGGAUUGAGGUGUGUAGAUGGCGAAGCAUUAUUGAGAAGUAAGAAACCGCUAACACCUUCAGACCGAAGUCAAAGAAAAAGACGUGAAGCCCCAUCCACACCAGCAAAUUCUGACUUUAUCCUGACUUGUUAUCAAGAUUUCUUCGUAUUUAAUUGAAGGCUCUAUAAAAAACGACACACUUGAACAGGAUCGUCACGAUCUUGAGAAUGAUGCAGUGGCUUUGAUACAUGCUGGCAGGUGCGUUUCUAUUAUUUCUAUUCUGAUCUCUACAAAACCGCAAUCAAGGCUCAUUAUACGUCUCGAUAGUGAUACCACUGCCACAGCCCUGAUCUAUACAUUCUACUACCUCGCCACCCUCCCCAUCUACCAGCAACAAAUCCGAACGGAACUGAAAACGAUCUCAUCGAUUGAAAACAUCCCAGAAUUACAACAAUUGCCGAUUCUUUCGAGCUUCAUUAUGGAAGCUUUACGACUAUUUCCUCCUGCCCCGACGGUAUUUCCCAGGAUCUCGCCAAAUAAAGGGGUAACAAUCGAGGGGACUUAUAUCCCUCCCAAUACCACUAUAGUUACACCUCGUUAUUGCAUAGCUAGAUGUAUGUCUUCAGUAUUCAAUGGUCCAAACGAGAUUAUUCUUCCCAUUCUGAGAAGUAACUAAAAUCGCAAUACAGUAGAAAGUUCUUUCGAGCAGCCACGCGAUUUCAUCCCAGAGCGAUGGACUACCAAACCCUGGAUGGUAAGAGAUAAACGUGCAUGGGUACCAUUCUCACAAGGUAAAUAUUCGAUCUCCUAAUUAAUAAAUUAACCCUUCAAAAAGGCAUAGAUAAUAACAUAGGAACAGGCCGUUAUAGCUGCGUCGCAAAAGACUGGGCAAUGAAGAAUCUGACUUAUGUAACGGCACUUUUAGUGUCCAAAUAUGACAUUAGUCUUCCUCCUGGAGAAAAUGGAACGGAAGUCUGGAAAGAUAUGAAGGACUUUGUCACUGCAGCACCGGGGAAACUCAAUUUGGUUUUCACUAAAUACGAGGAGGAGUUUUAA